Molecule: messenger RNA, 1650 nt
Organism: Anopheles moucheti
Lineage: Eukaryota; Metazoa; Arthropoda; Insecta; Diptera; Culicidae
Exons: 2
Coding region: 326-823 (165 amino acids)
Source: RefSeq, a predicted model, not a curated record
GUGUGGUCUAAGUGUUGUAGGUACUCACUUUGGCCACGUCACUCACACUCGGGUGACGACUUAUGGAGUGUGAUAAGCGACGCAGCUCUUUCGUUGAUUGUGGACUAUCGCGAUUUUUUAUCUCAUCAUCUUUACCAUCAUCCCCACCAGCAGGAAUCGAUGUUGUCGGUGGACAAUUCUACCAAGCUUUUGCCACCUGUUUAUUAGUGUACAGACCGGGCUCUGCUACUGCUGUGAAGGUCUGUGGCAAACGAACAAGAUAACAACCGUGUAACGCGCUGUUUAUCGUGGGUUUUAGUUACUGUGUUGCACCUCUCUCAGUAGCAUGAAAGCGGACUAUGAAGAAAACCCUUUCGUGGAGGCACUACAAUCCGAUGCACUCAGUGAACUCCUGCAGGACGAUGAGAAACGGUCCCUGGCGCAACAGUUUCAGGACAACUUGCGAACCCUGUCCGAUAUGUUUGUCAACCUGUCCGAGGAGGAGAAGCGUCAGUUUGCGAAAGAUUUUAAGGGCAAGUUUGUGAAAUCGUUGUCACAGUUGAACAAAUUUUCCAAGCAGAAGAAAGUCGUUCAAAGCACGCUGGGGAAGGAUGAUGAAGAGGGAACUGUGGUAGAAACGUUGGUCAGAAAAAUGCCCGGGAUAGAUAUACUGUGGACCGAACAGUUCGAACCAACGCCCUUAGGGUAUGGGCUUAUGGCAGGUUUACUUACACUUGUCAUUGCAUUCUUUGGCUACAAGCUGUACCUAUCGCUUACCGAGAAGGAACGCAAGCGCGAAGAAAAGCUAAAGGCCAAGCAGGAAAAAUCCAAAAAGAAGAAAUGAUUCCCCGCCGCUGGGAGUAUCACAUCCACUGGCGGCAACAGUGAUCGCUCGGCACGUCGAAAUCACCAGAGCCAAAAGCAGCAACUGGAGUCGUCAGUAAAGCACAAACAUUCCAGAGGAAAAAGACUUGGCAAGGCCUAGCGAAUCCAUACCACGUAAUAAUUCCAAUCGCAAGGCACGAUAAAUAGAGAGAGAGAGUUACAAAGAUACGAGGAACGCUAUAUUUAUCGACAGAUCGUUAGUCCCGUUUUGCAACAGAUGUAUGUAUAUUUACUCCGAUAGUGAUAGAGAUCUCCCCUAUAGCCCAAACCGGGAAGCGACGUUGUAGUUUCCGCUUCCGAGCAGACUGUCCCAUUUUGUCGAAAAUAUCGUCCCUUUACUAAAGAUGUCAUGUCUUCAGCACUGUUGCCGUAGAGCACAGUCCAGUACAACGUUCAAGUAGCAGCUAUAAGUGUGUUCACAUACCGAUCGAUAUAUUUCUUUAGCCCAACAACAACGUGGACGUAGUACUGGCAACUUUAUCUGUUGCCAAUACCAAUAUAGAUCAUCAUCCGCUUUUUAAUUUGUAGGACAAUAGCAAAGGGGAACCUUUCUUAUGUUUGUCCAGCAGGUUAACGCAAGUGGACAAUUACGAUAAUUCAAUUAACAAUCCUUCCCACACAGCGAAGCAGUGAAAUACGUUCGAAAGUUUAGUAAUGCAAUCGAGAUGUUUGUUUCCUCGUUUAUGUGCAAGAUAAUAUAUUUUAUAUAGAGAAUGAAGGACGAGCAGAAGAAGCCGAACAAGGUAAUCGCUAUGUUUAUAUUUGAGGAAAUAUAAAUAAUGUUUC